UUAGCUAAUCGUAUGCUGAUUGUUUGAUCAAAAAAUUCAUCUCAAUUCUGUGUGCGCACUUCAAAUACCCAGUGGUGUGGAGUUUUUAGGAUAAACGCAAUUGGGCAUAUAAAAAAAAAAUGCGCAAUUUGAAACUUCGUUACUAUUGUGAGUUAGCCGGUAUUUCCCAACAGGGUCGAUGUGAACUUGCUGAAGAUAUACUUGGGAACGUGCUUCUCAUCUGCGGCCGAACUCUCUGGAGGCUAACUGAUAGUGGUGAUUCUAACCGAGACGAUGCACAACCAGGUUGGCUGAAUGUAGGUGAAAUUUUUGACCUUGAUGACGAUGAGGUGGUCAGCUUGCAGGCAACUUUUACGGGAUUUUGCGCGGUUUCCAAAUGUGGACAAAUCAUCACGUUUCGACUUGACAAACUUCCAGCAUAUGAGAUGAUUGGAGACAUAUUUGGUGGAGUUUCAAGCGUAGCCUGGUCACCAGACCUUGAAUUAUUGGUCGUCGUCUCGACAAAUGGACAGUUACUCUUGAUGAGAGAAAACUUCAGCACAAUAAUCGAACAACCAGUUGAAACUGAAUCUUUAGGAGAGAAAAGCGCCAUCACAGUUGGAUGGGGUAAGAAAGAGACCCAGUUUCACGGGUCGGAAGGAAAAAGGGCUGCAACAGUUGUAACCGUACAAAAGAAGCCUAUAUCUGAAUUCGAUGACAGGAAACCUAAUGUUAUUUGGCGGAAUGAUGGGCAGUAUUUCGCGACGAACACAGUUCAUAACGAUGUCAGGACAAUACGAAUAUGGUCCCGUGACGGAGUAUUGCAGUACACAGCUGAAACUAUCCCAGAGCUCCAUGGGGCUUUAGCCUGGUGGUGGGGAGAUGAAAAUCUUAUAGUUUCUGUUGACACGUCGCCAAAGGCGGAAAGGCGUAUCAUAUUCUAUGAAACAAACGGUCUUCGACAUGGACAGUUCACGCUGCCUGAAAACACCUUACGUGUGAAGGAAGUUUGUCAGGGAACACUGGGAGUUGUUCGAGUAUUAACCGUUUACUGUUCUAAGCAAGUUGAAGGAUCUAAUAGUCAAGAAGAUGUUCUCCUACUAUUUACUAUGAAUAAUUACCACUGGUACCUAAAGCAGACGCUGAGUUUUCCCGAGGGAGUUCGCGCAUUUUUGUGGGAUUCUCGGGAGAGAUUGAGGGUCAUGGCUGCUCGUUUUCACUCUUACAGAUGGUCGUUUCAAGUAGACGCAACGGGUGAAGGUCGAGUGGCAAGUAUUGAUGCCAAGCAAACACUGGUAACUGAUUUCGACAAAUUUGUUAUCCCUCCACCUAUGGCACAACGAGCAAUCACUGUGAAUCGUCACAUCAACUCUAUUGUGCUCUUGAAGUCGGCAAUUUUACUUCAGCUUGACGAUGGUUCCCUUGUUGUAAACGAAGCUGAAGGCAACAAACCUGUUACAUGCAAUCUGCCUGAUGUACACCGGACGUCCUGGAGUCAUUUAACGCGAGUGUCUGAUGAACUGGCUGUUGGCGUGACUUGUUCUAAAGACAUAUAUAAAUUGCAUAAGAUUGUUAUCUCUGAAAGAAAAGUUAUCGAAGCUGCUAUUCUUCCUAAGGUUCCAGAGUGUCUGACCAUAUACAAAGGGAAUGUGUUCGUUAAGCUCAAGAAUGAAAUUUUGAGCUGCAAUAUCUACAGCCAUGAUUCGGAGUUGAGCCCUAGCAAUAUGGGUCACCUCGAAAGUCUUCAGUAUACACCACAGGGAAUAAAAGUAGGUUUCGACUCGACAGAGCGAUGCCUAUAUUACGAUGAGAUUGUGCUAUGUCACAAGUCAACGUCCUUUGUCAUCCAUGAAGAUACGUUCAUUCUUGUGACCACAAAUGAUAAUACUUUGAAAUGUUAUUCUAUUUUCGGGAACCCAAAAACGCCAGAAUGCUGCGAUACAAGAAACCUUGAAGCUGGUAGCCUUCUAGUCACUUCGGCGCCUACUGAUGGCCGUGUAAUCCUUCAAAUGCCUCGUGGUAAUAUUGAGACUAUAUAUCCACGGCCACUUAUGCUCCACGCGAUCCAGUCACAUCUUAUGACUGAGAGGUUUGAUGAGGCUUUUCGCUUGAUGAAAGUAAACCGCAUCAACAUGAAUCUGUUCUAUGAUUACGACCCCUCCAGUUUUGAUACAAAAAUUGAAAUCAUUGUGAGGAAGUUAAAAAACGUUAACGAUUUAAAUUUGAUGAUAAUGGAUCUACAGCAGGAAGACGUGACCCAAACCAUGUACGCAGGAUACUACUCGCUUGUCGAGUUGCCUAAAGCACAAAAGAUGAAGAAUGUAGACAAAAUUUGCGAUAGGAUUCGUGAAACGCUUGCGAAAGUAGAUGAGGAGCGCUUCCUGUUAAGCAUAAUUACGUGCUAUGCUAAGAAGAACACUAUCAGUGAUCUUGAGGUUGCUCUGUUGACUGCUAAGCGAUUUGAAGUUCGAUUCGAUGAAGCUCUGAAAUAUCUCAUUCUUCUCGUCGAUAUCAAUCGCCUGAUGGAUGUCGCGCUAGGAACUUACGAUUUCAAGAUCUUCCUGAACGUUGCUCAACACUCGAAAAAGGACCCAAAGGAGUAUCUUGCACUUCUUAAGGAACUUAAAUCUUAUAAGAACGAAAAUUAUCGAAAAGUUAAAACUGACAUGUAUCUUAAGCGUUACGAUAGAGCACUUCUACAUUUGGCUAAAUGUCCUGAUCAUUUUGGGGAAUGCCUUGAAUUGGUUAUUAAAGAAAGACUAUUCACAAAAGCGCACAGCUUAUUCCCUCAAGGAUCGCAGGAAGCCAACGCAUUAUGGAACGCUCAUGGUGACUAUCUCUUAACAAAAAAGCGCUACAAGGAUGCUGCGAUAGCUUACAUGCAAGCAAAAGCAUACCAAAACGCUUGUCAGUGCUUCGAGAGGGCUGUAGAUACGGAUUUAUGUCUAGCAGCUGCAAAACUGGCAGACCUUCCUGCGGAACCAAUUGCUAAACGUCUGAUCCUCGCACUUACGACCGGGAAGAAAUGUUUAGAAGCCAGUAAAAUUAUGGAACGAUUUAGUUACCCCGCAGAAGAAAUCUGCAUGACCUUAAUUAGUGGCAGUUGUUGGAAAGCAGCAUUCUGCUGGCUCUUGGAGGUCCCUGACGAUCGCCAAGAAUACAUUAAGGCACAAUUACGUGAACACUUGCUAUCCAGUACAGAAGACCUCAAGGAGAAUAUCGCGACAGUGGCAGAAAAGUUUUCGAGUUCUGUGGCCCGCUUGAAGGUGGUUCGUGAGGAGAAAGCCAAGCGGGCAGCAGCAAACUGUAUAAACUUCCUGGAUGAUACCGACUUACCAAUGUCCGAGGCAGGAAGUGUGAUUAGCGGGGCAUCGCGAACCUGUUCUAGUCAUACGACGCGGAGCGGUAGCGUUACAACUAUUCAAUCGAAUCGACAGCUGAGGAAAGCGAAUCGCAAACCGAAGUACAUUCUUAAACAGGGUUCGCCCUUCGAGGAUUUGGCGAUUGUACAGGAGUGUGCCCAACUCGUCAAAAACGUACCCUACCUUAUAGAGCAAGUUGUAUCACUUCUAACCGGUCUUCAGCUUCUGUUUCUUAUGGAUGAAGCGGCUUCGUUGCAGUCGUUCUUUGGCUCUUAUUUCAACACCGUGAAGGACAAAUACAUUCUUGAAGUAUGGCCUGAGACACCGAACGGUGGCGUCGAGGUCAUUAGCGAUGAGGAACUGCGAAUAAGACCCGUACUCCCGGUGGAACGGUUUGCGUCAGCGAUUUUCUCGGAGCGGUGGUAAAAGCCCAGAUUGAGGAAAGGAACAGUUCAGAUAUCUGCGGUUUGGAUAAGAUACGGCUGUUCAGGUUGUUGUUUGACACUUGUGUAUUAUCUAUAUUAAGUUGUCCUUAGGUAGUACAAUAUUUAUAUAAGUACCACGGGGUCAAUUUAGUGAUUCAGUUAUUGAGGUCUGUAUAAACGCAUUAAUUUCUAUAAAACGAUAGCAUGUUUUACUAGUUUUCCUUCCACGGAACAUAGAGCGCUAGAAAUUUAUGAAAAUUUAUGAAACUUUAUGAAAAGUUGUAAUAAAUAUUGAUACAAAUAAUUAGGUCCCAUAUUUUCUAUAUCGUGGACAAUUUCUAAAAACUAAUUACUUCGCUAUUUUGAGUCAGAACUAAAUUUUAUUCUUUCGAACAUCAUGUAUUUUUUCAAUGAUCUAACUUAAAGCCGUGGAUGUGUCCAUAUGCAAAGCUUCGCUGUUGUUUCGAGCAGAUUUAGAGGGCUUUGUGUUACAUUCAUUAGCUUGUUCACAUAGUUCACAUAGAGUUCGUCUAUGCAGUUGUAAAUACAAAACCUUUACAUUUAUUACAUCGUGUAUGUACAAAUAAAACUGUGAAUUCUGUUUACUGCA
Molecule: messenger RNA, 4376 nt
Organism: Varroa destructor (honeybee mite)
Lineage: Eukaryota; Metazoa; Arthropoda; Arachnida; Mesostigmata; Varroidae
Gene: Elp1
Product: elongator complex protein 1
Biological process (GO): tRNA wobble base 5-methoxycarbonylmethyl-2-thiouridinylation
Cellular component (GO): elongator holoenzyme complex; cytosol
Molecular function (GO): tRNA binding; protein binding
Source: RefSeq, a predicted model, not a curated record